CGGAGUUGACAUUGUUAUUUGUAGCCAAUUGCGACGGUGUUUCUUAAGUAGGCCCCACCCCCCACACACCCCAUUAUAUACCAAAAAUAAACAAAUUAAAAAAAUCCCAAUCCACUUCUUAAAAACACACAACACACAGACACAGAGUCUUUCAAAAAUAAGAUAAAACUGUUUUGAAGAAACAGAAAUUUGUGUUAGCAUUUUCAGAUGGAAGAAGAAAGCGGGUCGAGUCAGGGUCCGGUGGCGUGCGGGUCGUGGAUCCGGAGACCCGAGAAAGUGAAUCUGGCUGUGUUAGCGAGGUCCAGGAAGAAGCGUGGCGAUUCUGAUUCCUCUCCUUCUGUGCUUCAGAUCUUCUCCUUCGACCCCAAGACCGCUUCUCUCUCUUCCUCGCCUCUGACCACGUAUGUUCUUGAAGAAGUAGAUGGUGAUCCAGUUACGAUUACGGUGCACCCAAGCGGUGAUGAGAUUGUGUGCUCUACCACAAAGGGUGGCUGCAAAUUGUUUGAGUUGGUCAGUCAUGAUUCACAGACAAGGCUAUUGGCCAAGGAACUUCCUCCUCUCCAAGGUGUUGGUCCACUGAAAUGCAUAGCUUUUAGCGUUGAUGGAUCUAGAUUUGCCACUGGUGGGGAGGAUGGACGUCUUAGGAUUUUGGAGUGGCCAAGCCUGCGCAUUAUUUUAGAUGAACCAAAAGCACAUAUAUCUGUGCGGGAUAUGGAUUUUAGCCUAGACUCGGAGUUUUUAGCUUCAACAUCUACUGAUGGUGCAGCAAGAAUAUGGAAGACAGAAGAUGGUGCUCCCUUGACUACUUUGACUCGCAACUCGGAUGAAAAGAUUGAAUUAUGUCGGUUUUCUAAGGAUGGAACAAAACCAUUCCUUUUUUGCACUUUUCAGAAAGGUAAUAAGGCCGCAACUGGAGUUUGGGACAUAAGUACAUGGAAUAAAAUUGGGUAUAAGAGGCUGCUUAGAAAACCUGCUUCUAUAAUGUCCAUAAGCCUGGAUGGGAAAUAUCUUGCUCUGGGAAGCAAAGAUGGAGACAUAUGUGUAGUUGACGUAAAGAAAAUGGAGGUCUCCCACACAAGUAAGAGGCUACACCUGGGUGCUGGCAUUGAGACGCUAGAGUUUUGUCCCAGUGAAAGGGUUGUGCUUACUACUACUACUGAAUGGGGAGCUGUGGUGACCAAGCUAAGUGUUCCAGCAGAUUGGAAAGAGUGGCAGAUCUAUAUGUUGCUGUUAGGAAUGUUUUUGGCAUCAGCUGUUGUAUUUUAUAUCUUCUUUGAGAACUCUGAUUCAUUUUGGAAGUUCCCAAAUCAAGCAGCUAAGCCUAAGAUUGGAACCUUAUUAGGAGAUCCACAAUCCUCUGAUGAUCCAAAUGUUUGGGGUCCAUUGGAUAUGUGAGCGCUCUACACGAGCCAUUCUCCAGGAGUCAUACGAAGUUGCAUCAGAAAUAGGAUGCAGAAUAAGUUUUUUCUAUCUUCAAGACCUUUUAGAUUUAAGACUGAAAGUCUUGUAGCAUACUAAACAUGCAAGUCAAAAUUAUUUAGGUUGGAAAAAAACAGGAAGAAAGAAUGUGUAGUUUAUCGCAUAUUUUUUUGCUUAUUUAUUUUUUUCUUGUAUUCUUUGAAAUUUAAUUUUAGAGCAUAUUAGUAGAAAUUUGUGUGGUUUAAGGUUAAGAGGAUCAUUUAUAUACUUUUUUUGAAAAUGAAAGUGUUCUUGUGGAAGGCAGAAUUUGAUAUU
Quercus robur (English oak) is the source of this 1734-nucleotide messenger RNA. Its product is annotated as SEC12-like protein 1. Gene Ontology annotation, molecular function: GTPase activator activity; guanyl-nucleotide exchange factor activity; protein binding. Bases 208 to 1395 code for a protein of 395 amino acids. Gene Ontology annotation, cellular component: endoplasmic reticulum membrane. The record is from RefSeq and is a predicted model, not a curated record. Lineage: Eukaryota; Viridiplantae; Streptophyta; Magnoliopsida; Fagales; Fagaceae. Gene Ontology annotation, biological process: protein secretion. The transcript is spliced from 10 exons.